UCGAUCAUUCUCUCUCAACUAUUGCUAUCUUCCCUUACAACGCAUAGAAAUGAUUAUUGAAUCUCAAAGUGAUCAUGAAAAUGCAUGGGGAUGGCUCAAGGCCUUGCCUGAGAAGUUAUGGGGAAAGGUAGUAGAUGUUGCAGAGAAGAUAAAGAAACUUGGAGAAGAUGAUCCACGAAGAAUUAUUCAUUCCCUAAAAGUAGGGCUGGCUCUCACCUUGGUUUCCUUAUUCUACUACAUCCAACCACUGUACGAUGGUUUUGGUGCCAAUUCAAUGUGGGCUGUUUUAACUGUCAUUCUUGUCUGCGAGUUUUCUGUUGGAGCAACACUAGGAAAAGGCUUAAACAGGAUGCUGGCAACCUUAUCAGCUGGUGCUCUAGGCAUUGGAGUCCAUUCCCUAGCAACUCUGUCUGGUGACACAGGGCAGCCCAUAAUACUUGGGUUCUUUGUCUUUUUGAUAGCUGCAACAGUUACAUUUGCAAGAUUCAUUCCAGCAAUGAAGGCAAGAUAUGAUUAUGGGCUGCUGAUAUUCAUAUUGACCUUCUCCUUGAUAUCCGUAUCGAGUUACCGAGAAAAUGAUCAGGUGCUAGUUAUGGCCCAUCAGAGGCUAACCACAAUCAUGGUUGGUAGUUUUAUUGCCAUUGUUACAUGCAUUUGUAUACGCCCUGUUUGGAUUGGAGAGAAUCUUAACAAUCUGGUAGCUAACAACAUGGAAAAGCUUGGGAAAUCCUUAGAAGGAUUUGGGCGUGAAUACUUCAGCAUACCAGAAGAAGGGCCGUCUAUGGAUGAUAAAUCAUUUCUUCAAGGAUAUAAAAGCGUUCUCACUUCAAAAGAAACCGAACAAGCUAUGGCAAAUCUAGCAAGAUGGGAAGUGUGGAACUUUCGUUUUGGAUUCCGACAUCCUUGGAAACAGUACCUCAAAAUUGGAACCCUUAGUCGGCAAUGUGCCUACAAAGUUGACGCUCUUAACAGCUACCUUAACACUAAGAUCCAGUUUCAGACACCAAGUGAGUUCCAAAGCAAAAUCCAAGAGCCAUGCACAAAGAUUUGCUCAGAAUCUGGGCAAGCACUGAAGGAAUUAGCAUUAGGGCUAAAAAAGGUGAUGAACCAGCCAACAUCAGUUUAUCUCCAUAUUGAACGCUCAAAAAUGGCAGCGGAGAAUCUGAAAUCAUUGCUCAAUACAACGAGCCUUUGCGAAAAUGAUAAUCUCCAGGUGAUCAUUCCAACUGGUGCAGUUGCUUUAAUUCUAGUGGAUAUCGUGCCAUACAUAGAGAAGAUCUCAGAGGCUCUGCAUGAAUUAGCCUCACUUGCACAUUUCAAGAGGGUGGAAGCCAGAGUGUCGCCAUAGUAAUUAAUCACAAUAUUUGCUCCAUCAGGGAACAUGCAACAUCAUUAAUAUCGAUCCUAUGGUCGAUAACAAGUGGGUGUUCUUGAUAGGAAAUAACAAACUAGCUAGGGUCGUUACCAAGUGAAAUGGAGAGGAUCCUAUUCUUUUCCUGUAUAAAAGGAAAAGAGAAUCGUGGUUGGGAUUAACGCAUUAAAUAGAUAUUGUAAUUAGCCUUAAUGUUUGGUUUGGCAAGUGGGAAUGUUUUAUUUAUUUAUUUAUUUAUUUUUAUUUUUUUGAAGGAAAGUGAGAAUGUUAUCCCCUCACGUUGGUCGAGGUUCUAAUAAUCUCCUGAUUGAAAAAUUUAAGUGCAUGGAGUUUACUCAUGCAUGCAUGCAUUGAAUACUAGUAUUAAUUAUUCUA
Corylus avellana is the source of this 1747-nucleotide messenger RNA. Its product is annotated as aluminum-activated malate transporter 8-like. The record is from RefSeq and is a predicted model, not a curated record. Gene Ontology annotation, biological process: malate transport. Lineage: Eukaryota; Viridiplantae; Streptophyta; Magnoliopsida; Fagales; Betulaceae.